AUGAUCAGUAAUUCAGCAGGUCGGUGUGCCAGUGAUCAGUUUCAGUGCAAUAACGGCCAAUGCAUCGAUCAAGACUGGAGGUGUGAUGGAACCAAGGAUUGUCCAGAUGACUCUGAUGAACUAAACUGUCCGCUGUCCACCUGUAGCUCUCAGCAGUUCAAGUGCUUGACGGGUGGAGAGUGCGUCCCUUUGGCAUUUGUAUGUGAUGGGGAGGCAGACUGCCCUGAUGGUUCAGAUGAGCAAAGAGCCUGUGGCGGUCAGACGUGCAGCUCAGACCAGUUCACCUGUCAAGAAGGGCAAUGCAUUCCCAGACAAUACAGAUGUGACCAUGUUUCAGACUGUGUGGACAACUCGGAUGAGAACAACUGCAAUUACCCAUCAUGCACAGAGAAGACAUGUGCUAAUGGAGCGUGCUACGACAACUCUCAGCAUUGUGAUGGGACGCUAGAUUGUAGAGACGGUUCAGAUGAAUCCAACUGCACAAGGUAUUGUCAGCCGCACUACUUUCAAUGCACGAAUGGAUACUGUAUCCCGAUGGCCUUCGUCUGUGAUCACUGGGAUGAUUGUGGGGACAACAGUGAUGAGAAAGACUGUGAGUAUCGGACCUGUAGCGGGUCAGAGUUUUCCUGCAGUAAUGGACGCUGUAUGCCCCAGGAAUGGGUGUGUGAUGGCAUCAACGACUGUGGAGACUUUAGUGAUGAGAACGGAUGUGAUCCAAGUAUCCGAGACUGUUAUCCUGGAGAGUGGCCCUGUCCUGGCUCUUCAAUGUGUGUGCCCAUAAACAAAGUGUGUGACAAUAAACCUGACUGCCCUGGUGGAACAGAUGAGACCAACACUACAGCACAGCUAACCUGUGGUUUAAACCAGUGCUCUGCUCUCAGCUGUGAGUACCAGUGUCAUCCCAGCCCUCAGGGUGGAGCCUGCUAUUGUCCCGAUGGCUUUACAGUAGCCAAUGACAGCCGUUCCUGUGUGGACUAUGAUGACUGUGAUAUUUGGGGAGUCUGUGAUCACUUCUGUGAGGAUCGACCAGGCACACAUCACUGCAGCUGUGCUGAUGGCUAUUUCCUAGAGCAAGGCCAUGUUUGCAAAGCCAAUAUCUCAGUGGGUUUACCACAGUUGAUCUUCACUGAUGGACGUGAUAUAAAGAUGGCAGACAUACACGGGAGGUUUGUUAGACUUUUGGUCCAAUCAGAUGGCAAAGGCUAUGCUGUGGGCGUCGGUUAUGAUUGGCACAAUCAACGGCUCUUCUGGACAGACACCAAUUCUCAGAAGAUUUACUCCAUAAACUACAAUGGUGAGGAUAAGAAGGAGGUUCUCUCUGAUGCCGUGCACAGUGCGCAGAACCUGGCUGUGGACUGGGUCAACUUCAAGCUUUACUUUGUGGAGGAACGGGUGGAGAGGAUUGAAGCAUGUGAUUAUGACGGGAGGAACCGUGUCACCCUGAUUGCAGAAAAUCUGGUGACCCCUCAUGGGCUUGCUCUGGACCCAACAGUGGGUUAUAUGUUCUUCACAGACUCUGGCUUUAACACGGAUGAUGUUAAACUGGAGCGUGCCUUCAUGGAUGGAAGUAACCGGUUUGAGUUGGUUAAGACCAGACUUGGUUCUCCUACUGGAAUUACCCUGGAUUUGGUUACUAAGAGGGUUUAUUGGACAGACAGCCAUUUUAACCUAGUCGAGACAGUCACUUAUAGUGGCUUGGAGAGGAAAGUAGUGCUGAAUGGAGGUCAUCAGGUUCCCCACCCCUUUGGGAUUUCAGUAUUUGAGAACCAUGCCUUUUUCACCGACUGGGUCAAGAUGGGUGUGAUUCGGACCAAUCGCUUUAAUGGCAGUGACCCCACUUUUCUCUACCGCUCUACUAAUAGACCUGGACAAAUUGUGGUCUCCCAUCCGCUCCUUCAGCCCACUGUGAGAAGUCCAUGUGGCAAACACAAUGGCGGCUGUGAGCAAAUUUGCCUUCUGAGUCACCGCACAGACAAUGAUGGGCUGGGUUACCGCUGCAAGUGUCGCCUUGGAUAUGACCUUCAGUCUGAUGGCCACAGCUGCUUUAAGAUUAAAGAUUAUUUACUGGUAUCUAGUGCGACAGCAGUCAGAGGGAUCCCUCUUAAUGUGUCAUCUCAGGAGGACGUAACACUGCCAUUGGCUGGUUUGACGGGAAGCUUCUCUGGCUCUGCUGUGGAGUAUGACGGGUUUGAAGAGAGUGUGUUCUACAAUGAUCGCACGCGACAACUCAUAUACCAAUCACCCAUCAAUGGCACCAAUCAAAAGAUUCUGACAGGUUACAGAGUAGGCUCUGUAGAGUCAAUGGCAUAUGAUUGGACUUCAAAGAUCCUCUUCUGGACAUCCAGCUCAUAUCGAACCGUCUCAGCUUUUAAAAUAACCGAUGGAUCCAGAAGAGACAUUGUCAAGAACCUGAUUUACCCCCGGGGUAUUGCAGUGCAUCCUAGUGCAGGAUACCUCUUUUGGUCCGAUUGGUAUCGUCCAGCUGUGAUCACCAGAGCGUAUACAGACGGAAGCAAUGCUGUUCCUCUGAUCAAUACUACACUUGGGUGGCCUAAUGGACUUGCUGUAGACUACCUAACGGAUAGGUUGUAUUGGGUUGAUGCACAGCUGGAUCGGAUUGAACAUGUGAGCAUUGAUGGCAUGGAUCGCCAGGCAUUUUCCAGUGUCGGACAAAUCACUCACCCAUUCUCACUUACGAUACACUCAGAUCAUCUAUUUGUGUCAGACUGGAGGAUAAAUGCUGUGUUCCGUAUGAGGAAGAGGGAUGGUGGAGAAAAUAUAAUACUCAGAAAGGGCAUUAUGGGCAUAAUGAAUGUAAAGGCUUAUUCAGCAGAUAUACAGAGCUUGUUCAAAAGUAGAUGCAAUUUAAUUCCAAAUGGCCGCUGCAGUCACUUCUGUUUCCCAACACCCGCAUCCAGCCGUGUGUGCGGCUGUCCCUACGGAAUGAAGCUGCAGGAAAACCAUCAAGACUGUGUAAAAGAUGACUCUGAGCCUCCACCAGAUAAUAACUGUGGAGAUUACUCCUUUCCCUGUGAUGAGGGCCGCUGUGUACCCAAUUCAUAUCGCUGUGAUGGUGUUAAUGACUGCAUCGACAAGACAGAUGAAACCAACUGCACAGAGCCAGGGGCAACCUGCUCCCCAUAUGCCUUCACCUGUGGAAACAAGCACUGCAUCCCUGCUAGAUGGCGGUGUGAUGGACAUGACGAUUGUGGUGAUGGGUCUGAUGAAGAUAACUGCCCCACACGUGGACCAACCACCUGCUCAUCACACCUCUUUCCUUGCAGCAAUGGAAACUGUAUCCCAAAAGCAUGGGUGUGCGAUGCCUUUAACGACUGUGGUGAUGGGUCUGAUGAGAGAGACUGCAAUGCAACUACUACCUGUCAGCCUGGUUUCUUUCUUUGUCCCGAUCAUCGCUGUAUUUAUGGGUCAUAUGUUUGUGAUGGAGACCAGGACUGUUUGGAUGGAUCUGAUGAGAAAGACUGUGAGUACUCAUGUGGUAUUUGGGAGUUUGCAUGUGCCAGUGGAGACCAGUGUGUGAGUGAGAGCUACCGCUGUGAUGGGAUUUAUGACUGCAGGGACCACUCAGAUGAGAGUAACUGUCCCACACGUGGGCCUGGCCUCUGCCAUGACAAUGAGUUCCAGUGCCAGGUCGACGGAUUCUGUAUUCCAAAAGUGUGGGAAUGUGACGGCCAUCCGGACUGUGAAGACGGCUCUGACGAACACAACGGCUGCCCACCACGCACCUGCAGAUCCACAGACUUCCGGUGUGCCAAUGGAAACUGCAUUCAACAGAGCUGGGUUUGUGAUGGUGAUGACGAUUGCAGGGAUUUGAGCGAUGAGACAAACUGUCCCAAUCCUCCAUUCAGCUGCCCGUCGGGAAAAUGGUUGUGUCCCACAGACCAGGUGUGUAUCACCGAGGCUCAGGUGUGCAAUGGCCAGAGAGACUGUCCCAAUGGAGCUGACGAAUCUCCCCUUUGCAAUGGAGAUGACUGUCAGGUGAAUAACGGGGGCUGCAGUCAUGGUUGUAUUCAGGGUCCGUUUGGAGCUCUGUGCACCUGUGAACCAGGAUUCCAACUGUUGAAUGACUCGAAGACCUGCGAUGACAUAAAUGAAUGUCUGAUCCCUGGUUUCUGCAGCCAAACCUGCUACAAUGAACGCGGCUCUUUCCGAUGCUCAUGUCACCACGGAUACCAGCUAGAGCCUGAUGGACGUACAUGUAAAGCCAUAUCCCCAGGUGAUGCUUUACUUCUGGUGGCCAGACGCAGCCAACUUAUCGCUAACCGCAUCAACUUUAGGCCGCAAAUCAUCCAACCCAUAGCCAGCGGUGUGAGCAUCGUCACUGUAGAUUUUGACAGUGUCAGCAAGAGGGUCUACUGGGGUGAUGUAAACUACAACAUGAUCUACAGUUCAUUCCAGAAUGGGACAGACAGAAAACAGGUGUUUCCAUCAGGUCUUAUGGUACCUGAAACUAUAGCGGUGGAUUGGGUGGGUCGAAACAUUUACUGGACCGACUCUGUCAUGGAGAACAUUGAAGUAUCCACUCUAGACGGCCGCUUCCGGAAAGUUCUGAUAGCACAGAAUAUCACCAGGCCACGAGGAUUAGCUCUAGACCCCCGCAACCAUACGAAUCUUAUGUUCUGGUCGGAUUGGGGUCAGAACCCCCGUAUAGAACAGGCUAGUAUGGAUGGGUUUGGAAGAAGAGCUAUUGUGACUAGUAAGAUUUACUGGCCUAAUGGCCUGACCCUGGAUUACCCAACUAGAAGAAUAUACUUUGCUGAUGCCUACUUGAAAUAUAUUGACUACUGUGACUAUGAUGGAAAAAAUCGGCAACAGGUCUUUGCAAGUGACUUGGUUCUUCAGCAACCCCACGGGAUAACCAUCUUUGAGGACAACGUCUACUGGACUGACCGUUACACAAGUCAAAUUAUGAUGACCAACAAAUUUCAUGGAGGAAACACAACCGUCCUUAUGUCCGCUGUAUACCAGGGCAUGGGCAUCACCAUAGAUCACGCUGUAAAGCAGCCUUCAGCGCUGAACCCCUGUGAGAACCAUCCAUGCAGUCAGCUGUGUCUGUUGUCGACCUUAAGACCUCGAUACUACAACUGCGCCUGCCAGUCUGGAUGGAACCUUGAUAGUGAUGGCCGCACGUGUACUAAAGAUGAAACACCUUUCCUGAUGGUUGUUAGGGAUACAGUCAUCAUGGGAAUCCCUCUUAACCCCAAUGACACAACCAACAAUGGCAUGACACCGAUUUCAGGCAUCACACAGGGCAGAGAUAUUGAUUUUGAUGACCAAGAGCAGUUUGUCUAUUGGGUCCAAGGCACAGCUUCUAUUUAUAGGAGUAAGACAGAUGGGACCAACCGAACUCAGUUUGCACCAGCUGCUAUCAUUGGUUCCCCCUCUGGUCUCGCAUUUGAUUGGAUUACUCGAAUUAUGUAUUACACCAAUCCUUCCACCAAUAGCAUUGAGGUUAUUAGGGUUGAUGGAUCGCAACAUUUCAGGAAAACUAUAAUCACAAAUACAGGAAAACCAGAGGGAGCUGGAGAACCAAUAGGAAUCACUCUUGAUCCUGCCAGAGGGAAACUGUUCUGGACAGAUAGAGGAACAGGCAGUGGUGUUCCACCGAAGGUGGCGAGUGCAGACAUGGAUGGUAGUAACCUUAAAAACCUCUACACUGGAAACAUGGGCAACAUUGAGUUCAUCGCUGCAGAUAUUGCUGCCAGGAAGCUCUACUGGGGUGUCCCACAAACUGGGAUGAUUGAGUGUGGAACCAUGGAUGGUGUGAGUAGGGUGACUAUUGUAAGUGGGUUAUCUCACCCCUGGGGCAUCACUGUCUACCAAAACUACCUCUACUACACUGAUCUUGACUAUGAGGUCAUCGAGAGAGUGGACAAGAACAAUGGUGCAGACAUGGUGGUGAUGAGGAGUGGCAUGGCUGGGGUGCGGGCAGUUAAAGUGCAUGCAAGAGAUAACUCUGCUGGAACCACUAAUGCUUGCAGCACAAACAAUGGUGGCUGUCCCCAUCUGUGUCUUCCCAAACCUGAUGGACAGAAGACGUGUGCCUGUACCACAGGUUUUGUCCCAUCUCAAGACGGCUCCCAAUGUGAGCAGUAUGAAUCUUACGCUGUGGUGUCCUCUUCUAAAUUCAUCAGAGGAUUCCACAUCAACAGCUCUGAUCACUCUGAGGCCAUGGUUCCUGUGGGGGCCAGUACUUACUCCAUUAUUGGCCCGUUGGACAUGCAUAUUCCCUCUGGGUUUCUGUACUGGAUUGAUAACAGCACUUACUCAUCCUACAGAGGCAUUUACAGGGCUAAAACAGAUGGUUCCCGCUAUUCUUCCAUCAUCACUCAAGUUGGCACAGGAAGGAUUCAGAGCUUGGCUGUAGAUUGGAUCGCAGGAAACUUGUAUUUCACUAAUACAUUCACAACUCAUACAUACCUCGAGGUGUUAUGCUUGAACAGCAGCAAUCGACUGAUCCUGGUCAAGAGUUCAGAUAAUCGUCCGCAAGACCUUGCUGUCAGCCCCAAACUGCGUCUCUUGUUUUGGACUGAUGCUGGCCAAUCGCCCAAGAUCGAGAGUGCUCUUUUAGACGGUACCAAUCGUACUAUUCUGGCCUCUGAAAGCCUUUCAUCCCCCCGAGGGCUCACAGUUGACUACACCAAUGACUUCUUGUACUGGGUGGAUGACACGCUGGAUAUGAUCUCCCGCAUGGCACCUGAUGGAACUCAGCGUCAGAUCGUACGGUACGGCAGUCGCUACCCAGCCCCAUACAGUGUUGCCAUCUUUGGCAACUUCAUGUUAUGGGUUGAUCGCAAGCUUGGCAAAUUAUUCCAAGCCAGCAAGCUCCCUGGAAAUACAGACACACCUGAAGUAAUCCGUGAUGGCAUUGCAGAUCUGACAGAUGUUGCAGUGUUUGACAGUCAUGUUCAGCCCACCAGUGCCAACCAGGUGGGUUUCAACCCAUGCCAGGAGGACAACGGGCGGUGUGCUCAGUUAUGCUUUGCGAUACCUGAACAGCAGCAGCCCAAAUGUGCCUGUGCUCAUGGCUCUCUGCUCAGCAAUGGCGUCUCUUGUGGCUUUGGCCUUGAUGAGCACCUCUUCUUCACCACGGAUUACACCCUGAACAGCAUCAGGCUGGACCCGGAGGACCACAGCUCCCCAUUUCCUACCUUCUUCCUCGGCUAUGGUGUCGUGGCCACAGAGUUUGAUUUCCAGGACAAGAGAGUGUUCUUUACCCAGUAUGUGGGCAUAGGAAGGAGCAAAAUCGGAUACAUCACAACCACCAGCACCACAAGCCCUCCAAUCACCAUAGCCAGUGAUCUGGAUGAUCCUGAAGGUCUGGCCUAUGACUGGAUCCACAAGCGUCUUUAUUUCACCGAUUAUUAUAAUCGGAGCGUACAGGCUAUCAGUAUAGAUGGCCAAAACCGCUCCUUCAUCGCUCAUGCCGACCGCCCAAGAGCUAUUGUAGUAGAUCCCUGCUAUGGAUACUUGUACUGGACAGACUGGGGAUACCCUGCUAAAAUUGAACGAGCCACACUUGGUGGAAACUUCCGGAUCCCUAUUGUAAACACAAGCCUUUCACAACCUAAUGCUCUAUCUUUGGAUUACGAGGAGCGAAUGCUGUAUUGGGCUGAUUCAACACUGGACAGGAUUGAGCGUGCGUCUUUGACCGGAGCCAACAGGGAGGUCAUUCUUACUCUGACGCAGUACCCCUUUUCUGUGACCGUAUUCCAGCAGGACAUCUACUGGACAGACUGGAACACUUGGGCCGUAUACCGUGCCAACAAGGACGACGGAUCUGGGCUGUUAAUAAUGGCCACAGGUCUGCAAUAUAGACCUAAUGACAUCCACGUCUUCUCCGGCAGCAAGCAGGAGAGCUGCUCCAGCCCCUGUCUGCUUUUUAACGGAGGCUGCAGUCAUGUUUGUGUACCAGGUCCAGUUGGCCCAGAGUGUCAGUGUCCCAGCACUGGUAACUGGUAUCUAGCCAACAAUGGGAAAGACUGUAUCCAUGACAACGGGCAGCGCUGCCAUCCAGACCAGUUCACCUGUCUGGACGGAGACUGCUUGUCCCAGCGCUGGAAGUGUGAUGGCUACAAAGACUGCAAGGAUGGAUCAGAUGAGCUUGAAAGAGUUUGUGCUUUCCAUACGUGCUCACCCACUGAUUUCACCUGUGAUAAUGGUGGCUGUGUGCCACUGCACUAUGUGUGUGACUACACAAAUGACUGUGGAGAUAACAGUGACGAGCUGGGCUGUCCCUUCCCCACCUGCAACCCCAUCACUGAGUUUACCUGUGUUAAUGGACGCUGCAUCAAUGCUGCAUUUGUGUGUGAUGGAUUCAAUGACUGCAGAGACAACGGCACCACUGAUGAGAUUAACUGCCCGGACAGAACAUGCGCGCCUGGCUUGAUAAAAUGUGACAACACCAACAUCUGCAUUUAUCCAUCCAACUUGUGUGAUGGCUAUAACAACUGUGGGGACAACAGCGACGAAAAUCCACUUUUCUGCGCUGGCCGGACUUGCCCUCCAGAUGAAUUUGGCUGUGAUGAUGGCAAAUGCAUUCCUCAGUCAUGGGUGUGUGAUCGAAUCCCAGAUUGUUUGGAUGAUAGAGAUGAGCCCCCCACAUGUGACUAUCAGGCUUCAACUUGUAGCCCACAGCAAUUCAACUGUGCAAAUGGACACUGCAUACAGACAUCUUUAAUAUGUGACGGCAACAAUGACUGUGGAGACAACAGUGAUGAGGCCCCAGAACUACAAUGCGGAUCGAGGACUUGCAACUCCGGUGAGUUCACGUGUCCCAUUUGGUAUCCGGGUUCUCCACGUUGUGUCCCGCUGAGCUUUGUGUGUGACAGUGAGAAGGACUGCGCAGAUGCUGCAGAUGAGCUACAGAACUGCCCAAAUCGCACCUGCCACAUGAACGAGUUUGCUUGUGCCAAUGGUCGCUGCAUUCUUGUACCCUUUCACUGUGACCGUGUGAAUGACUGUGGAGACGGCAGCGAUGAGAUCGGCUGCGUGUACGACACCUGCUCCAGUCAUGAGUUCACCUGCCAGAAUGGAGUGUGUAUCCCAUCUGCGUUUGUAUGCGACGGAGACGCAGACUGUCGGGACGGCUCUGAUGAGCUGGAAGGACUGUGCAGGAGCCCCGAACCCACCUGCGCACCUGGACAAUUCCUGUGCCAAUCUGGGGAAUGCAUUGAAAAUUCCAAGGUCUGCGACCAGCAGAGGGAUUGUUCGGACAACAGUGAUGAGAAGGGAUGUGGAAUAAAUGAGUGCAACAAUCCAGCCCUGCACCAGUGUGCUCACAGCUGCACAGACACUCCGACGGGUUACUACUGCUCCUGCAGAGAUGGCUACAGACUCAUGCCAGAUGGGAAGGCCUGCGAAGACAUCGACGAAUGCAAAGAGAAGCCGCAAGUGUGCAGUCAGGUGUGUGAGAACGCCGUGGGCUCCUUCUACUGCAAGUGUGCCCCGGGAUACCUGCGUGAGCCCGACGGUCGCACCUGCAGGCAGAACAGCGGGAUCUCCCCGUACCUCCUCUAUAGCAACCGCUACUACAUACGUAACCUGACUGCAGAUGGAUCUUCAUUGUCAGUGGUGCUGCAGGGUCUGUCUAACGCAGUAGCUCUCGAUUUUGAUACAUAUGAGAAGCAGUUAUACUGGCUGGAUGUUGGCAUGAUGCGCAUCGAGAGGAUGAAUUUAGAUGGAACAGGAAGGGAGGUCAUCAUGAACCAUGAUCUGACUGGAGCAGAGGGUCUGGCUGUGGACUGGGUGGGGCGGAAGCUAUACUGGGCGGAUGGAAAUAUUGGUGCCAUUCAUGUCUCCGAACUUGACGGGCGUUACCGGAAGAAGCUCCUUAAAGAUUGUGUUGAUGCCAACUCUACCUACUGCUUUGCCAAUCCUCGGGCUGUUGCAGUUAACCCUAAAUACGGAUGGCUGUAUUGGACAGACUGGGGUCGGACACCAUUUAUUGGCAGGGCUGGCAUGGAUGGAACUAAUGCAUCAGCCAUCAUCUCCGCAAAACUAGUGUGGCCAAAUGCCCUGACUAUCGACUACACCACCAACAAGAUCUUCUUUGCUGAUGCUCACCUUAAUUUCCUCGAUUACGCCGAUAUGGAUGGACAAAACCGACACAGGGCCAUUCCUGGCUCACUGCCUCAUGUUUUCGCUUUGACCCUGUUUGAAGAUUCAGUGUUCUGGACCGAUUGGAACACUUAUACUGUAGAAAAGGCCCACAAAUACACUGGCGCUGACCGCGUUAUCAUGGGCAACAACACACACCGCCCUAAUGACGUCCACAUCUACCAUCCCUACAGACAGCCGCGCAGUGAGAAUCCCUGCAAUGGGCAUGACCUGACCUGCAGUCACUUAUGUCUGAUUGGGGCGGGCGGCACAAGUGCCAAAUGCGAGUGUCCCGAUCAUUUUAUUGGUUUGGCUAUUGGGUUUAGGAUCCAGUGUGUGGCCGAUUGCUCCAGCACUCAGUUCCGCUGUGGUGACAAUGAGAAGUGUAUUCCCAUAUGGUGGAAGUGUGACGGUCAGUCGGACUGUGGUGAUGGAUCUGAUGAGCCUCAGACCUGUCCUCCACGUUACUGCCCCAUCGGACGCUUCCAGUGUAAGGAUGGGAACUGUACCUACCCGUUCCUCCUGUGCGAUGGACACAUGGACUGCCAUGAUGGAUCUGAUGAAGACGCAGCACUCUGCAGUGACUACCGGUGCUCUGAGAAUCAGUUCCAGUGUAAAAACAAGCUCUGUAUCCCUAUAUCCUGGCACUGUGAUGGUAUAGAGGACUGUGCAGACGGCAGCGAUGAGGAAUCCGAGAGCUGCUCAGCGAAGACCUGCAAACCCGGACAGUUCCAGUGUAAAAACGGGCGCUGCAUUCCACCGAGCUACGUGUGUGAUGCUCAGGACGACUGUGGGGAUAAUUCAGAUGAGCCGUACGAUGUGUGCAUGGGCCCAGACCAUAAGUGUGAUGGCGAUACAGAGUUCUCCUGCAAGACAAACUAUCGCUGUAUACCUCAGUGGGCUGUGUGUGACGGCACCAAUGACUGCAUAGACAACAGUGAUGAGCAGGGCUGCCAUGCGUUGACCUGUGACCCUCUGGGGGAUUUCCGCUGUGAUAAUCACCGCUGUGUGCCCAUUCGCUGGCGUUGUGAUGGCAACAAUGACUGCGGAGAUGGUUCUGAUGAGCGAAACUGUGAACCCAGACCUUGUUCAGAGAGCGAGUAUCGCUGUGACAACCUGCAGUGCAUUACAGGAGCUUGGGUUUGUGAUCAUGAAAAUGACUGCGGGGACAAUUCAGAUGAACGUGACUGCGAUUUGCUCACUUGUCGUCCUGGGACAUUCCAAUGUACAUCUGGACAUUGUAUUCCAGAAGCUCUUCGAUGUGAUGGCCGUCCUGACUGCUUGGACUUCUCUGAUGAGUCCACAUGCCCCACCCGCUAUCCCGGAGGACGCUGGUGUUCAUCAUUCCAGUUUCAGUGUGACAACAAAGUGUGCGUGAACCAGCAGUGGGUGUGUGAUGGCUUCAACGAUUGUGGAGACAGUUCAGAUGAACAACUCAACCUUUGCUGGAACAUCACGUGUGAGAUGCCGACCAAGUUCCGCUGCAACAAUGGCUACUGCAUUUACAGUGGUCUCAUGUGCAACAAGCAAGAUGACUGUGGAGAUGGAAGUGAUGAAAAAGAGGACCUCUGUCAAGACCCUACCCUUGCUCCCUGCACACCCAACGAGUUUAAAUGCACUAAUGGCCACUGUGUGCCUCUGCCAUACGUCUGUGACCACAACAAUAACUGUGGAGAUCUUACUGAUGAGCUGGGCUGCAAUUUUGGCCAUGACCGCAACUGCGAUGAGAAGUUAUGCCAGCAUGAGUGUACAAACCUAAAUGGCACGGGAUUCAUCUGCUCUUGUAAACCAGGAUAUGCUGUGGAUACGGACAACACCUUCCGCUGCAAUGAUAUUGAUGAGUGUUUAGAGUAUGGCACAUGUCUACAGGUCUGCAAGAACACUAAAGGUGGCUAUGACUGCGAGUGUGCUCAGGGCUACAGGAAAGUGGGCUCAGGAAAUCAGUGCGAGGCUGAAGGUCCUGGACCGUUGCUUCUGUUGCCAGAGAACAUCCGCAUCCGUCGCUUUAACCUCCAGACAGAGGAGUAUCAUGACUUUCUACAGGAAGAGGAACGCAUCGUGGCUCUGGACUAUGACUGGGACCAUAACAACACUGGACUCAGUGUGGUGUAUUUUACAGUAGAAGGGAAGGGCGCGACACCUGGUGCUAUCAAAAGAGCAUAUCUGCCAGCUGUGGACGAUCACAGCAAUAACAUUGCGGCUGCUGUGAACCUGGACAUCAAGUAUAUCACUAAGCCUUAUGGGAUUGCAGUGGACUGGGUUGGCAGAAAUUUAUACUGGGCCGAUGCCCAGCUCAAACGUCUGGAGGUGGCUAUGCUGGAUGGACGUUACAGGAAGCAUCUAAUCAAAACUGACCUGGGAGAACCAAAUUCUGUUGCCGUUAACCCUCGACUGGGAAUGCUCUACUGGAGUGACAAUGGUCCCACACCCCGCAUCGAGGCCUCCUGGUUGGAUGGCCAGCAGAGGAGGGUUCUGGUGGAAAAUGCUUUGGGUUGGCCUACAGGUUUAUCCAUCGACUACACUAACAACGACCGCAUCUAUUGGUCGGAUGCGAAGGAGAGUCGCAUUGAGUCCAUGCUGCCAGAUGGACAGGGCAGACGCACGUCAGUUUACAUAGAUGUGAGAAACCCUUUCAGUGUGGAUGUAUUUGAGGACCACGUCUACUGGAGCACACAGGAGAAAGGCGAAGUGUUCAGACAGGACAAAUUUGGCAAAGGUGCCAAAACCAAACUUCUGACAGCAGGACCCUGGCUCACCCAGAUCAAUGUCUACCAGCGACAGAAAUACAACUCUAUAGCCAUGAAGAACCCUUGUAAGGGCACAUGCAGUCACCUGUGUCUCCUGAGGCCGGGAGGCUACACCUGUGCCUGCCCAGAAGGCACCAAUUUAUAUCCCGGUAGCAGCACUGAAUGUGACGCAGGGGUUGAGCCUGAACCCACCAUGCCCCCUCCGUGCCGAUGUGUAAAUGGUGGAACAUGUUAUUUUGAUGACAAUAAGGCGCUCUGCAUUUGCCCCCCUGACUGGAAUGGAGAUUUCUGUGAAACCAGUGUUUAUGGCGUGGUGUCCACCUCAGUGGCUAUUGCUCUUGGAGUGACGGCGGCUGUGGCUCUUUUCCUUGGAUGUUUGAUAUAUUCUGCCCAAAAGAAAUCAAAAAUAAUAAACGUUCUUCAUAAUAUCAACAUUCCUGUCAGAAUGCCAAACUUCAGUAGACCUAGUUUCUGGGCUGAAUUCUCCAGCUCAACCGAAUCCGGACAACAUGAGAUAGCCAAAGAGGAGUCCAUUACAUCGAUAGAAGUAGAGGGAGCAGAAAAGAGUUUUGAGAAUCCAGCAUAUAGCACCGAGGAGGGUACAAAAGACUCUCCUGCAGCUCCAAGGGCUGUUACAACUACUGUCAUCAACGAACCUGCCAAUGAGAGUGUUGAAAACCCAGUCUAUUCUGCUGAGAUGAGCUCUGUGACCCAGCCAAACGGUUUUGUAACCUCUGUCAAACCAGAUGUCAGCCAUGUCAACACUGAGCCUGACAAGGUUGAUAGUUCACCGCUGCAGUCUGACGUGGUUACAGAUGAUACAUUUACUAACCCCCUGUACACGGAUUCAUCAGGUAUAUGCAGUCAGGGAGAGUCUACAAUCUGAAGACCAUUUGAGAUCAUUUUACAGGACUGGCUCUCAGUCACUUUGCCAGCUAAGACUUAUGGGUGGUAAAUUAUGGCUGCAGUAUAUUCUCCAUCUAGUCAUGAUGAUUAACGUCUGAGUUUGCAGGGAGUUACAAGCGUUGGCAAACACUCAAACAUUCAUCCUGUGAGACUUCAGUUGAUUCUCUUAUCUGUAGUUUGGUGAUAUUUCUUGUCAAAUUGUUAUUUAAUGUCAAAUAUAUAUAUAUUAA
Molecule: messenger RNA, 13999 nt
Organism: Triplophysa dalaica
Lineage: Eukaryota; Metazoa; Chordata; Actinopteri; Cypriniformes; Nemacheilidae
Gene: lrp2b
Product: low density lipoprotein receptor-related protein 2b
Exons: 79
Coding region: 1-13749 (4582 amino acids)
Molecular function (GO): calcium ion binding; protein binding
Source: RefSeq, a predicted model, not a curated record